This is a messenger RNA of Ipomoea nil (Japanese morning glory), 2485 nucleotides long. RefSeq lists its product as uncharacterized. Gene Ontology annotation, molecular function: acetylglucosaminyltransferase activity. The coding region runs from base 474 to 2021 and encodes 515 amino acids. The record is from RefSeq and is a predicted model, not a curated record. Lineage: Eukaryota; Viridiplantae; Streptophyta; Magnoliopsida; Solanales; Convolvulaceae. The transcript is spliced from 3 exons.
AUAAAGCUAAGGUACUCUGAUCUGGCACACUGCAAGUCUGCAAGGGUGUAGGCUCUCCUGAACCCUCCCUCCCUCCAUCUUAGCUUGUGUGUGCAGUUCGUGCAAGCUAAGCUUUCAGGAAAGCAUGUUUCUUCUUCUUCUCCUGAACAGUGAAGCUAAUAAGCAAAUGCACAAUGCAUGCUAUUCCUACCCUAUUCUUUCCUUUUCUGUGAUAAUGUACAAUGCUUCUUCUUCAAUCGUCUAUGAUUCUUGAAUCUUCUUCAAGGUUUUGUGAAACCCAGACAGAGUAUUUGAAUUCCUCUAGAUCUAACACCUAUUCUUGAAUAAUCCAAAAUUAUGACAGCUAAAAGAGCUAUAAAGAUUAGAUUUUUGCCCAGAAAAUCCUAGCAUACUCUUCUCUUUUCCGGAGGGACUGAUUGUUUUUAGCUAAAAGUUGAAUAAUUUACAGCCCCACCGGUACGGUUCUUGCUUGAAUGACCAUGAAAGUGACCCAGAAAGAUUCGGAGAAAUCAGUGUGGGAUCAGAUGAGAAGCGCCUCCGCCGCGCCUCUCUCUGCCGUCGCCACCUCGCAAAAUCGGGUGUUUCCCAAAUUCAUGGUCUGGCUCGUCCUCUUCGCCUCCGUCACCUACGUAAUCUACACCUUGAAGCUUCUCUCCGCCUCCGGGACCUGCAACCACGACGUUUUCGUCGUCCAACGCGACGCCCGCUUCCCUGCGCCGUCACAAAUCAACUCCACGGCGGCGGCAUUAGAGACCCGGAUUCAAGAACCCGAGAAAACGGGUCUGGAGCACGUGGUUUUCGGCAUUGGGGCGUCGGCGAAGCUGUGGGACUCCCGGAAGAAUUACAUAAAGCUUUGGUGGAAGCCGGAGGAGGGAAUGAGGGGGGUGGUGUGGCUGGACAAGCCGGUGAACACGUCGGAAAGAGAAAACUCGUCCCUCCCGGAGCUGAGAAUCUCCGGCAACACCUCCCGUUUCCCCUACAACAACAAGCAGGGCCACCGGUCCGCCAUCCGGAUUUCAAGAAUCGUGUCGGAGACCCUCCGGCUGGGGAUGGAGAACGUGCGGUGGUUCGUGAUGGGCGACGACGACACCGUUUUCAUAACCGAUAAUCUGGUCAGAGUUCUCAACAAGUACGAUCACAAUCACUUCUACUAUAUCGGGAGUUUGAGCGAGAGCCAUUUGCAGAACAUUUACUUCUCUUAUAAUAUGGCUUAUGGGGGUGGCGGCUUUGCUAUUAGCUACGCUUUAGCUAAAGCUCUGGAGAAAAUGCAGGAUAGAUGCAUUCAUAGAUACCCUGGGCUUUAUGGCUCUGAUGAUAGAAUGCAGGCUUGUAUGGCCGAACUCGGCAUUCCACUCACCAAAGAAGUCGGUUUCCACCAGUUUGAUGUAUACGGGAACUUAUUUGGGCUGCUAUCAGCACAUCCCGUGGCACCAUUGGUUUCGUUACACCAUCUUGACGUGGUAGAACCCAUCUUUCCCAAUGUUACUCGAGUCGAAGCUCUCCAACGUCUUAUGCUUCCAAUGAAGCUCGACUCAGCUGGAUUAAUUCAACAAUCGAUUUGUUAUGACAAGGCUAAGAGCUGGACAGUUUCGGUCUCCUGGGGCUUUGCGGUCCAAAUUUUUCGUGGAGUGUUAUCCCCGCGCGAAAUAGAAAUGCCCUCGAGGACUUUCUUGAAUUGGUACAGGAGAGCUGAUUAUACAGCCUAUGCUUUCAACACGAGGCCUGUCAUGAGGAACCCUUGCCAGAAGUCGUUCGUUUUCUAUUUCUCGAGUGCAGAAAUGGAUUCUUUUGCUAACGAAACAGUGAGCAAGUAUGUUCACCAUCCGCUUCCCCGUCCUUUUUGCAAAUGGAAGAUGCCAAACCCUGAAGAGCUCGAGAGAAUCGAGGUGUAUAAGAAGCCUGACCCGCAUUUAUGGGAUAGGUCUCCGAGGAGAAACUGUUGCAGGGUCUUAAAUUCAGACCAGAAAAGUAUGGUGGUGAAUGUGGGGCUAUGUAGGGAAGGCGAGGUGAGCGAAAUCUGAAGGUACGAGCCUCAGCCCCGGCCCCUUCCCCUGUUCUUGAACCGCCUUCUCCCCGCUAGUUCCCAUCGUUUCGCUAAGCUUCUCCACGGAAAUGUUCUUGGGUAUUGCGAAGCUAAUCCCUCGAGGGGUGAGAAUAUACAUAUAUAUAUAAUGUGAUGAUUAGUGAAGUUUAGCAGCAAUGUAGGAUUCUGUAUUCUUUUUGAACCCUUCCUCUCCUUCCGGAUUAUGCACAUGCUGCCAUGAAAUCUGAGAUGUAAAACAUCAUUUAUGAGAGUUUGUUGAAUCUUCUGCAAGAAACUCUCACUUAUCUCUCUGAUCUGCAUUCUUUUGGUGUCUUAAGCUCCAUAAUGGUGUGCUGGUUCUGGUAUCAGAUGUAAGGUGGUGUAUAUGUAUUAUUAUUAUUAUUAUGCUGUGCAGAAACUUUAUUUGGUUAUAUCAUAAACUUUAAUUUCUUCCUGUACUUU